This is a messenger RNA of Fonsecaea multimorphosa CBS 102226, 1056 nucleotides long. RefSeq lists its product as uncharacterized. The record is from RefSeq and is a predicted model, not a curated record. Bases 1 to 1056 code for a protein of 351 amino acids. The transcript is spliced from 5 exons. NCBI's taxonomy places the organism in Eukaryota, Fungi, Ascomycota, Eurotiomycetes, Chaetothyriales, Herpotrichiellaceae.
AUGGCAUUGUCGCAGCGCAGAGAAAUACUUGUCAUUGGCGGCACGGGCGCCCAAGGCAUGCCUGUCGUGAAAACCCUCUCCGCUUCCCAAGAAUACUCAGCCCGGGUUCUAACGCGAGACCCUUCAUCCACCCGCGCCAAAUCCCUAGCGGCCCUGCCCAACGUCACCUUGAUCCAAGGUACGCAGGAGUCCGAAGCGGACCUGCACCGUGCCUUCAAGGGCGUGUACGGCGCAUGGGUGAACCUCGAUGGCUUCGUCCUGGGGGAGAUGAAGGAAUUGUAUUUCGCAUUCCGCUGCUAUGAGAUUGCCAGAGGCGAGGGAGUGAAGCAUUAUGUCUGGGCGAAUUGUGAUUACGCCUUGAGGAUUGCCGGGUGGAGGGAAGAGUUUCAUUGGGGGCAUAAUGAUGCAAAGGGACGAGUUGGUGACUUCAUCCUUGCGCAGGGCCAGAAAGCCAUGGCCUCGACUCUUUUCACUGUUGGCCCUUACAUGGACAUGUUGCUGGAUGGAAUGUUGAUGCCAGCGGAAGAACUCGAAGACGGCACCCUCGUAUGGGAAAAUCCGUCCGAGGACGGCAAGAUCCCCCUCAUGGCUCUCGACGAUGUCGGCGUGUUCGUGAAGUGGAUCUUUGACCACCCAGAACGUUCCACGGGAAUCAACCUCGAAAUGGCCACCGAUCAGGUCUCUUUCUCGGACAUCACAUCAGCCUUUACGCGUGUGACUGGCCGCAAGGGAAUCCACCGCAGGAUUUCCUUCGAGGAGUACCUCCCUAAGAAGGAACCGUACCCCAAUGCCCCUGCCAACUGGGCGAAUGCCGAUGGAUCACCAUCCACAAUGACUUGGCGGCAGAACUUCACUGCGUGGUGGAAGUUUUGGGGUGGCGGCCUGGGAGCGACCCGGGAUAUGAAGUUGUUGGACGAGAUUUACCCUGGUAGAAUCAAGACAGUAGAGGAAUGGAUGCGAAAAGUCAACUACCAAGGUGGAAAGAGAGGAGCAGUGUUGAAAGAUAUUGGCGAUUUAAUGGCAAGGCGGAAAGCUGCGGCUGACAAGGAUCAAUAG